Tachysurus vachellii is the source of this 3335-nucleotide messenger RNA. RefSeq names its product tRNA methyltransferase 2 homolog B (gene trmt2b). NCBI's taxonomy places the organism in Eukaryota, Metazoa, Chordata, Actinopteri, Siluriformes, Bagridae. The transcript has 2 exons. Gene Ontology annotation, molecular function: tRNA (uracil(54)-C5)-methyltransferase activity, S-adenosyl methionine-dependent. The record is from RefSeq and is a predicted model, not a curated record. Bases 195 to 1502 code for a protein of 435 amino acids. Gene Ontology annotation, biological process: RNA processing.
UGAACUCUCUUUCAGGCGCCGCAUAGUGACGUCACAAAACUAGGCGCUGAAAUUGUGCGUCACGGCUUUUCCUACUAGCACGAAGACGCCAGGGUAACUCGAAGUAAACAAAAAGUCGUGCAAAGAUCGUUUACUUAGACGUCAAGACUGUAAGACUCAUCCCGUCUGGAUAAGAUGUUGCUAGCAGUGCUAACAUGUGCCAGGGAUCUGCUGAAAGUACCUGCGGUGAAGCCGUGUCGUUGGAGGAAAGAUUAGCUUUUACUGUGACCCCUUUGUGGAGACUGAGCUACGAGGAGCAGCUUCAGUGGAAACAGGAACAACAGCACAAAAUCUUAAUCCAGAUGUCAAAUCACCUGGAACAAGACUCGUCUCUUACAUCCAGUAAAGGAGAGCUCGCUUUCCCUGUAUUGCCCAUAGUGCCUUCACCAGUGAGGAACGGCUACCGCAAUAAAUCCACAUUCUCUAUCAACAAAGGAGUAGAUGGAAAUCCCAAAACCGUAGGAUUCUACAUUGGCACUGGGAAAGGUAGAAACAUUGUCUGUAUUCAUGGGGACCAUCUUCUUAACAUUCCAUCAAAGCACAAACUGGUGGGAAGGAGUUAUGAGGAUUUUAUUCGCACGUCACCAUUAAAACCGUGCCUUUUGUUUCAUGACGGAGGACACUGGAGAGAAAUCACAGUGAGAACCAACUCUGCUGGUAACACAAUGGCCAUAGUAUAUUUCCAUCCACAAAACUUAAGUCCCAAUGAGAUUGAUGUCCAUAAAGAAUCUCUAGUUGAAUACUUCCAAAAAGGUCCAGGAACAGUUUGCCAGCUGGACUCCCUUUAUUUUCAGGAAAGCACCAUGACACGAUGCAGCCACAAAGAUUCUCCUUAUCAGCUGCUGUAUGGAGAACCCCAUAUCUACGAGGAGAUCCUUGGCUUGAAGUUCCGUAUCUCUGCUGAUUCGUUCUUUCAGGUAAACAGGGCUGCAGCAGAGGCACUGUACAUGACUGUAGGAGAUCUGAGCAAAGCCAACGAACAGGGAACGCUGCUGGAUGUGUGCUGUGGUACAGGAGCUAUUGGCAUUUCAUUAUCCUCAAGAUUGAAGAAGGUCAUUGGUAUUGAAUUGAUUGAGCAGGCUGUAGAGGAUGCAAAAUAUAACGCUGCACUAAAUGGCAUUCAGAACUGUGAGUUUCUAUCAGGGAAAGCAGAGGUUGUUCUCCCUAACAUGCUAGCCACAAUGCACUCUGAGAAAGCUCUCACAGCUAUUGUGAAUCCGUCCAGAGCAGGCCUGCAUUAUAGAGUGAUCCGUGCUCUGCGCAAUAAUCCUAACAUACAAAGACUGAUCUAUAUAUCCUGCAAGCCAGAAGGAGAAGCAAUGCGGAAUUUCAAGGAGCUUUGCGGAAAGACAGAUUUAAAGAGAAAGCUAACUGGAAAAGCCUUUACACCAAGAAUUGCUGUUCCUGUGGACAUGUUUCCACACACACCUCACUGUGAACUGGUGCUUGUUUUGGAACGAUAAGCAAUAAAGUGUAAUAAACUUAUAAGAACUACUAUAACAUAAAUGAUCUAAUUUGUUUUUACCGAUCUGGCCUACAGAAGAGUAUAGUCCUAAAAUGCACUUUUAUAGGUUUUGGCAUAGUGGUCCUCAAAUGUAGAGGUAAACCCCAGUCUGUUUAGUGGCCAAGGCUCUGUGAAUAGAAGAAAAGAAUCCAAACGAUCAUGUCUUCAGUGUCUCACUACAUGUUUAUCAAUCAUGUAUAAUGGAACAGCUACAGGUAGGCUCCUGCUCUUAGAUUAAGUUGAAAGAAAAAGAGAUGCAUCUGGUUUAGUAGUUGAAUAAGUUAUUUCCUUUUUUCAACAAUUCAGGACAGAUAUGGCACAGAUAAGGCAAAGCAAAUAUACAUUUACUUAACAGCUAAAUUGUAAACAAAUAAAGCUGAAAAACGCUCAUUUUUAUAACCUUACAAGUAAAAGGUGCACACUUCUUACAUCAGAGUUUCAAACAAGUAGUCUGUAAGAUGAGAUUAACUGAUUAAUAAUUUCUGAUCAAGAUGACCAAAUGAAUCGAACAAAAAAAAACGUGUAUAGACCUAUAUUUAUAAAUAAUUUAUGAAUAAUUUUGUAAUCUGUUUUGAUUCACAUAGUACAUAUUUUAAAAAAGUCUUUCUACUGUUCAGAUUUAUUUCAGAUAUUGCAUUAGUUUGUGUUAGAUGUCCUUCAGUGUCCUAGCAGUGUUUUGUCAUAUGUUGUGUCAUGCAAUUCUUUUAUUUACAAGGCCAGAGGCAAAUGUAAUAACCUUUCACUUGUUUCAUAUUGGUUUAGCCCAAUGUGUGCAGAUUAGGCAAACCUAUGCAUAAGCCAAGAGAUACAAUGAUAGUAGAUGAUAGCGUGCAAUCAGAAGAUUGCAAUCGUUCAGUACAAGGACAGAGUAACCAACUGGAAAUGGAUAAUUGUUGACAGUGAUUGCUGCUUUUGAUGAUACAGCAUUAAACAUAAUCUAGCGGGGGCUAUUCAUGUCUCUGGGUUUGAAUAAUAACAUUUUAAAGAGUUUUAACAAUCAUACGCACCGACAUAAAAUAUUAAUACAUGUAUUAUAAUGUUAGGCCCAAACUUACCUUUCUUAUUUCAAAAUGACAAUCAUUUAUCAUUAUUUAUUUUAUUCAUUAGACAUGCAAAGGUUUGACAAAUUGAAACUUUAUAUUGGUUUAUAUCCAAUUUAUCUGGGAACGCUUGGCAUGAGUUGGGAAUAUACUUUGAAUGCUAAUCCAUACAUAUAUUUUUUGUAUCAAUUAUUCUACACAGGAGACACGGUUCACAAGGGGAAGACAACCUGCUACAGAUCAUUUAGAGAUCUAGAGAUGUAGACAGCUGAGAAAAUCAUUGGAGACUCUCUUCCCUUUAUUACAGACACUUACACAACACGCUGCAUCCGCGAAGCCAACAGCAUUGUGGAUGACCCCACACACCCCUCACACACUUUACCCUACUGCCGUCUGGAAAAAGUUACCGAAGCAUUCGGGCCCUCACGACCAGACUGUGUAACAGUUUCUUCGUACAAGAAAUCAGACUCCUUAAUAACUGAACUGUACUGAGCACAACACACACACGCACAUCAACUGUAUGGACUGCACAGACCUACACUAAAUACACACACUUCCAAUAUAUAUCAACCUGUUUACAUGCUGUUUUUGCACACUUUUUGCUAUUUGCACAUUCUGUCUGACAUUUUAGUUGAUUGAAGGGUUUUGCACAACCCUGUACAAUAUCUCAGGUAACUGCUGCUAUAAAAUUGUGUUCAUUCCAGUAUUUCUGCACACUUAAUAUUGUCUGAACAUACAGUAUUUUCACUGGU